Molecule: messenger RNA, 6096 nt
Organism: Falco peregrinus (peregrine falcon)
Lineage: Eukaryota; Metazoa; Chordata; Aves; Falconiformes; Falconidae
Gene: FOXN2
Product: forkhead box N2
Exons: 7
Coding region: 563-1876 (437 amino acids)
Biological process (GO): regulation of DNA-templated transcription
Cellular component (GO): nucleus
Molecular function (GO): DNA-binding transcription factor activity; cis-regulatory region sequence-specific DNA binding
Source: RefSeq, a predicted model, not a curated record
GAAGGUAGUUGGACACAUCAGCUCUGAACUGAAAACUAUAUAGUGGCAAUUAGCACGGCACAGAGAUUGGGCUAAUGAACUUAGCGCCAGACUAUGUUAUUCCCGAGCUCAGCCGCGUGCCGCUGCAGUGGUUCGGCAUCUGGGGGGGGGGGCUCGUCUCCAGCUGCAGAAAACUUGGGUUUUGUAGAGACAGGGAAGAGAAGGUAAUCCUCACUUUGUAUGAGUUGCCUAAAAUAUGUGUAGAGCAUUUCUCUGUGCUUAAUCUUUUUUUAUGUAUUUUUAAAUGUGCCCAUAAACCGAGCGGUGCCACCAUGCAGGGUGCUCCGGCUUGCUGAGCGUGCUGGGGGUGCUGCGCUGCCCCGGGGGAGCUGGAGGCACCGACCCCGUGUCAUUGCUUCAGGGACACCAAGCAAGGACCGUGCCACCUCAGCGGCUCCGACCGCCACAGGUUUUCUGCUUGAGGAGCUUUCCCGUGUCCUCUGCGGAGCUCGGGAUGGAAGGCACCAGCAUGGCCAGCAGCUAUCUCAGUGUCGGGACGUGCCAGUCCAACCAAUAAAGCUAAAUGGGUCCAGUCACUGGAAUGACUCCGGAUAAGAAAGCUGAAACACCAGGAGCAGAAAAAGCCGCGGGACUACGGCAGUGCCACGGGAUGGGAAGCUUGCCCGAUGCAGGGGAUGCUGGCAAGCCAAAGGCCACCGUGGUGGACAGAGAUUCGGCGGACGACGAGCUCACAAAUUUGAACUGGCUGCAUGAAAGUACUAACCUUCUAACAAACUUCAGCCUCGGAAGUGAAGGUCUUCCGAUCGUUAGCCCCUUGUACGACAUUGAGGGCGACAGCGUGCCAUCCUUCUCGCCGUCCUGCUACCAGAACCCUGAAAAAAAAUCCUCCACUUCCAAACCCCCUUACUCUUUCAGCCUGCUCAUUUACAUGGCCAUCGAGCAUUCCCCCAACAAGAGCUUGCCAGUCAAAGAAAUCUACAGCUGGAUCCUGGAGCGCUUCCCCUACUUUGCCACGGCACCCACUGGCUGGAAGAACUCAGUCCGACACAACCUCUCCUUGAACAAGUGUUUCCGAAAGGUGGAAAGAAGCCAUGGCAAGGUGAAUGGAAAGGGUUCGUUAUGGUGCGUUGACCCAGAAUAUAAGCCUAACCUCGUGCAAGCCCUGAAAAAGCAGCCUUUUCCCUCAGCGCUUGCAUUUUAUACUCCACCAGCGUCACCACCAAGUAGGUCAGCGUCCCCUCACUACCUAACUUCAGUCCUUCAGCAGAACCACGGCCGAUCUCUCAAAGAAUGCGAUAUUGAUGCUGCUACUGCAAUGAUGCUGUUAAAUACUUCCAUUCAACAAGGGAUGCUGGACUGUGAGAAACCUCAGCCUCUGAAGACACCGAAGAAGAGGAGUUACGGCAGUGCGUUCAAUCCUCCCAGUUCCAUGAACCUGCAGGAAAACGAUUCCGCGGCCACCAAUAUCGAUCCGAAGGAGGAUCACAACUACAGUGCCAGCAGCAUGGGCUCCCAGCGCUGUGCGUCCCGGUCCAGCGUGUCUUCCUUGUCCUCCCUUGACGAGGUGUACGACUUCAUCUCCAAGAGCAGCCAUGACGGCAGCGAUGGCAGCGAAGGGUUUCACAGCGAAGUGGAUACAGACGUUGACUACGAAGAUGAUCCUCUUGGAGACAGUGGCUAUGCCUCGCAACCUUGCGGAGAUACCUCUGAGGAAAGUCAGCCUAACAACAAAGCACUCAAGGAGUUAUGUCAAGAGAUCGAUGAGGAGCUGAAGGAAGCGGCAGGGUCUCUGCUCCACCUUGCUGGCAUCCAAACAUGCUUGAGUUCCUUAAUAAGUACUGCAAAGUCCCACUGUCACAAGCAAAGGAAAAAAUAGUGUGUUUGUCAGUGUUGAAUAUAUACAUAUAUUUUUUUUAAUUGUGGCAAUACUCUUCUACUUUUACCCUUCACAAGGGAGAUCAAAGCCAUAAGAGGACUCAUUGCUUUUUUAUUUUUGGCGCUAACUAUAAUUUAGCCAUUUAUUUUUAAAUCACUGCCUAAAAAGAAAAAAAAAUAUUUAAUCUUCUCAAAUUAGAAGAGAUGCAUGACUUGUGAAAACCUGAAAGCAUACUUCUUAAUGAUCACUUUUAAUUUUUUUUUCUUUUUAAUAGUCAAUUUUAUUUUUUCCUCCCAGAGAUAUGUCUGUUCAGAUGCACAUUGUGGAUCAUAUUUACAUCUCUGCUGGCUCCAUCUGUAGAGGUGAACCUUGCCCUGUCUAAGGGCUCUGACUUCCAUGUAAAAGACUGAAAAGGAGGAGAAAAAAGAAAGAAAGGGGGAAAAAAAGGCCCUGGCCUCAGUUGGCUUCUCCUGCUUGUCCUCUGUUGGCUCUUCUGAGACAGGUCCCAGUGGAAACGCUUGUGAAGCAACUCCAGGUGGCUGCAGUUUUCAGCCCGUGUGACACAGCAGCUGAAAACCUGUAGCGCCUCAGGAGCUGCUUCCAGCCAGAUGCUCAGUGCCCCCUGGAAGAGUGGGGACAAAGGGUGGCUCAGGUGGGUACCAUCUGCAGGUUUCUUUUUUUUUGCUCCUUCCCCCAAAUCUGUUGUGUGGUCAGAUUCCUGAAGGAAAACAGGUGGGGUUUUUUUUAUCCUUCUCUGGGGGCUUUUUUCUUGGGGGAGCGCAUGUGUGUGUCCUUCCCGUGCAGGUGCCCGCAUGCAUACGCAUGCCUUGGGUGUAGCUGGCAGUGAAAGCUGCCACUCACCAAGUUUGAUGUUGUCCUCACGUUACCACCACUGUUAAAUGCGUAAUCCUGCCACAUCCACCCUUCUGCCCCCCUAUCCCGAUGCGGGGAGGGGGAAAAAGAACCCAACAGUUGAUGGUGGUGACCACCUGGAGGAGGUGGAGGCUUCAGGUGGUGAAAAGCUGCUGAAAAGGGCACAUCUUACCCCGAAUCCCCAAAUAGAAUAGCUUCCUUUUGGAUCGGUGAACCCUGAAUUGCUUUGGGGGUUUUUGCCCCUUCCCCCCAGUGCUCACUGGUUUUGUCACAUGGGCUGUCCACACCUUUUGUUUCCCAGAUGACUGUGCCUUGUGCGUGUGACCCCUGCCAGCCUCCUGCCGCCUGCGGGGUACCUCGCGUAGCCUUUGAGUGUACAGCGUAGCUCGGGAGGACCUCUCUGUUCGGGGAAGAAACUCCUUCACAAUUCAUUUUUGCAAUAAAAGAACCUCUUUAUAGUUCCCAGACAUCCUUCAGCCAAAAAUGUUUUAGUGGUAUGGUGAAACUUUUUUCCUCCAUUUUUUUUUUCCUUUUAAAAUCAGUGGUUAUUGCUUACAUGUUCCUGUAGAUGAUGCCACUUUUUUUAGUUUCUGUUCAAAAAUGGGUAAGCAGUUCUGUUGGAGUGGGUUUUAACAGUACUGUAUGUUAUAAGGAUGCCUUAAGUAUGUUGCAGAAUUGAUACAACUAUCAAAGGUCAUCUUUCCUGUUUCUGAAAGGCAGCAUGAUGUGCCAUAAAUGUUCUCACUACCACGUGAAGCUAUUGCUUCCAGCAGGCGUCGGGCAAGCUGGUCGAAAAUUAGGAGCAGAGCCACCUAGGAAACCAAUGUCCACUGUUUUGGUUAUUGAAAACAGUGCUGGAUCCAGCCAAAAGUUCACCUUUCCCUAACAGGGUAUUUUUCUGGCUAUGUGGAGGCCUUUCUUAGAUCAAUGUGGGGGUUUGAGUUGGGUUUUUUUUUUCUUGUGGUUUUUUUUUUCCUUGGUUUUUUUUUCUUCUUUGUCAGUCUCUUCAUGAAUACUUCCAUAAACUGUCUGUUUCAAAUACCAACACAGCCGUGCUGCCGAAGGUCUGUUGCUCUGAGGGCCUCUUCCAGUGCCUCUUGAAGACAACGGUGGUGCUCCCGCUGGCUCGAUGGCUGUUGGAUCAAGCCUGAAAUAUUUUGAGGUGGUUUGUGUUUGGGAAUUUAAAGCCAACCUUAUGGGGUUUUUUUAAAGCACAAACACUAGGAGAAAAAGUGUUGUGUUGGGGUUUUUUGCUUGGUUGUUGGUUUUUUCCCCCAGUUACUUCAGUUUAAAAAAUUAUUUAUUUCUUGAAAGGGAAGAAGAAUACUCUGCUGCAUCCCUGCUUUGUGUGAGCACCCAUUAGCCUACACCCAUAACAGGGCAGCAUGUGUGCAGACGUGUAUGUCUUCUGGAUGUCACAAGUGGUGCAUUAGCCAAUUAAAACUGUUAUCGGAUGUGUUACUGAUGGAUAGCAGGGGUAAAACUCGCGAUUUCAAAGAAAAUGAAGUACCAGCGCAGUGGUUCUUAGGAUUUUGGAGUGUGGAGGUACGAAUGCUUGGUGGAACUGCUUUUUGCUCACGGGUUUGCUUUUGUACCUUGAUGGAAAACUGCCAAGAGUGGAGUUUGUGUCAAUGUGAAAACGAGGAUUCGGCUACACAGAAAUAGUGUUAGCAGCCUGGGAUUUUGCUUGGUGCCAUGAUUUCAUUUGCAUGCUGUUGAAGAGGGGUGCUAUUGGGCUCCCGCUGAAGGUGGCUGCAGCUUCUCUGUAGCUUCCAGUGAAAGCUGGAUCGAGGUCCAAGUAGUCUGGAAAGUGCUCCAUGGUUUGGUUUGGUUUGGUUCUGAAUUAUUUUUUUGCCUCAGAUGACAUUUGAGAAGGUUAAUACUUACUAGGAGUGUGGCUGUGCUGCUGUUAACCCUGAAGUUGGUGAUGACUACUUCAGAAUUUCGGAAGGGAUGGGGUUGGGAUGCUAACACUGCAUUUAAUUACCAUAUGCAACAAGCAAUAAAACCAUACUAAUCUGAAGUUAGUGGUGAAAGCUGCAUCCAUCCUUACAGCUUUUAGCCUGGGAGAACUGGAAUUGUGGAAGGGGGGAAGUAAUGGCAGCCUUUCCCCAGGACGCAGAGCACCUUCAUGCUUUGCCGUCUUCUCUCUCUCCUUCCAAAGGAGAAGGCAGACGAGCAGUGCUCCUGGACCUGUUCUAGCACGUCGUCCCAUGCCUCUGCCCGUACGUUUGGGCAGGCAAAGGCUUCAUCUCAGUUGCAGAGCACCCCUCUUGGUAGUGGGAGAAGAGCUGCCCUUCCUUUCGCUUACAUAUCUAGCAUCGGGUUUGGGUUUGCCACCUCAGUUAGAGACCCUGGUGUAUAUAGUAUAAAUGGAGUAUAAUUAAAAGUUAUUUUGAUUGUUGGGUUUGGGGUUUUUUUGGUUUGGUUGGGUUUUUUUUUUGUUUUGUUUUGUUUUUUUAGUGACAUAUGUAAAAUGUUCAUGCCAAUGAUUGACUCGGAUAUAUUUUGGCAAGAAAAGUAUUAAUGAACCACAUUCAAGUCUUUAAAUACAGUGAAGAAGUGUAUGAGAGUCGUGUAUAAGGGAGGCUGCUCUGUUCAGGAUAAAUCUGGUGUGAACACUCUACAAACCUGUAUUGGCCUUUCAGAUUCCAAUACUAAAUUACUGCUUUUGUGAAAGUCACAUCAAACGUUUUAAAAUCCGACUGUAAAGUGGAAGUUAUACGGUUUGCAAAUUUUCAUCAGCCUGAAAAGUAAGUACAAGCUUUGGUUAAAGCAAAGUACACUCGUACAUGUUAAUAAUGGUGUAGUCAAAAUAUUUAUUGAAAAGAAAAGGUAGACUAUUUUAAAUGUUGCACCUGCCAUUAUAUCUUAAAGCACAUUCUUCACACCUAACUGCCAGUGCCAUUAUCAAGUCUGUUUUAUAAGUGUACAUUUCUUCAAACUAAAAAGUGCAUAAUUAAAAGUAUUAUGUUACUGCCAUAUAGUGAUAUAAAACAUUUUAUAAUUGCCAAUUCAUUGUAACUAUUAUUUAUUUAAAAAUGAAUUGUAAGAAUGCUUUCUGAUCAAAUGAACCAGAGUUGUUUUAAAACCGUUCCCAUUAGCUUGUUUCUAAUGUAGCAUAAGCAAUGUCCUUGGGUUUGUUUAGAAUAAUUUUGCCAGUAGGUGACCAAUUCUAACCCGUUUUCCUCCGGUUUAGUCCUUUACCUGUUUUAAAGACUAUUUACAGAAGUUUAGUUUUUUGUAUGCUAAUCUCUGUUAAUUAAAAUGUUUAUAAAUUUUAUUUUUACCAAAGAGAUGCAAUUCAUUAUGACAAAAUAUUGCAGAAUAAACUUUGUUUUAUAACA